Nothobranchius furzeri (turquoise killifish) is the source of this 6237-nucleotide messenger RNA. Its product is annotated as vesicular glutamate transporter 1. Lineage: Eukaryota; Metazoa; Chordata; Actinopteri; Cyprinodontiformes; Nothobranchiidae. Gene Ontology annotation, cellular component: excitatory synapse; synaptic vesicle membrane. Gene Ontology annotation, biological process: transmembrane transport; regulation of synapse structure or activity; neurotransmitter loading into synaptic vesicle. Gene Ontology annotation, molecular function: neurotransmitter transmembrane transporter activity; L-glutamate transmembrane transporter activity. The record is from RefSeq and is a predicted model, not a curated record.
AAGUUAAUUGAAAAUCGCAGGACAAUCAGAGCUGACUCUGGAUCUGUGAGGAAAAAGCCCAAAGCUGUGCGCUCUCACAAGGCGCGCGCCAGGAGUCCACGGCGUCCCGGUCCUGGAGUCGUCAGGAUGGAGAUCCGGCCGGACAGGUUCAAGAGCGUGGCAGCAAAGACUCUGGGGAAAGUCUACGGAGCUCUAGAAAAGAAGCAGGAAAAUGGUGAAACCAUUGAGCUGUCAGCCGAGGGCCGGCCUGAACUGGUGCAGGAGAAAGAGCUACCCGUGGUGGACUGCACGUGCUUUGGCCUGCCCAGGCGCUACAUUAUUGCCAUCCUCUCCGGUAUUGGCUUCUGCAUCUCCUUUGGUAUCAGGUGCAACCUGGGCGUGGCCAUCGUCAGCAUGGUCAACAGCCACACCAUCUUCAGAGACAACAAGGAGGUCAUAGUGGAAGCACAGUUCAGCUGGGAUCCAGAAACAGUGGGAAUGAUCCAUGGCUCUUUUUUCUGGGGAUACAUAGUCACCCAAAUCCCCGGAGGGUUCAUCUGCCAAAAGUUUGCCGCAAACAGGGUUUUUGGCUUUGCUGUCGUGGCGACAUCCUGCCUGAACAUGCUGAUCCCUUCAGCAGCACGGAUACACUUUGGAUGUGUGAUCCUCGUGAGAAUAUUGCAAGGUCUCGUAGAGGGUGUUUCAUAUCCAGCCUGUCAUGGGAUUUGGGCUAAAUGGGCUCCUCCUCUUGAAAGAAGCCGACUGGCCACAACUGCCUUUUGUGGCUCAUAUGCAGGAGCUGUGAUCGCCAUGCCUUUAGCUGGGAUCCUGGUCCAGUACUCAGGGUGGUCGUCUGUCUUCUACGUCUACGGAAGUUUUGGUAUCCUCUGGUACUGCUUCUGGAUCCUGGUUUCAUACGAGAGUCCAGCGGCACACCCCACCAUCACAGAGGAGGAGAGGAAAUAUAUCGAGGAGAGCAUCGGCGAGUCAGCCCAGCACUCAGUGACGAAAUUUAACACACCGUGGAGGGCCUUCUUCACCUCCAUGCCAGUGUACGCCAUCAUUGUAGCCAAUUUCUGCAGAAGCUGGACCUUCUACUUGCUCCUCAUCAGCCAGCCGGCCUAUUUUGAGGAGGUGUUUGGAUUUGAAAUUAGCAAGGUUGGCAUAGUGUCAGCUCUACCCCAUCUGGUCAUGACCAUCAUUGUGCCCAUCGGAGGCCAAAUCGCUGACUAUUUGCGCUCUAACCAGAUCAUGACCACGACUAACGUCAGGAAACUUAUGAACUGUGGGGGAUUUGGAAUGGAGGCCACUCUCCUGCUGGUAGUUGGCUUCUCACAUACUAAAGGUGUUGCCAUCACGUUUCUGGUCCUCGCCGUGGGUUUCUCUGGUUUUGCCAUUUCAGGUUUUAAUGUGAACCACCUGGACAUCGCACCACGGUACGCUAGUAUCCUCAUGGGCAUUUCUAACGGUGUGGGCACUCUGUCUGGGAUGGUUUGUCCACUAAUAGUUGGAGCCAUGACCAAAAACAAGACACGAGAAGAGUGGCAGGGUGUGUUUCUCAUUGCUUCAAUUGUUCAUUAUGGAGGAGUUCUAUUCUAUGGAAUCUUUGCUUCUGGAGAGAAACAACCAUGGGCCGAGCCAGAGGAGCUCAGCGUGGAGAAAUGUGGCAUCCUGGAUGAGGACGAGCUUGCAAACGAGACAGAGGAACUGUACCGUACGAGCGGCGGAGCAGGCUACGGCGCCAUGAACCUGGCUUCUGACCCCAAUGGAGCGGGGGGAGGCUGGGUCUCAGACUGGGACAAAACUGAUGAAUACAUCCAGCCAGCCGGCACCAACAACUACCUCUACGGAGACGAGGGAGACCGAGAGCUAACGUAGAAGCAGCAGCUUCCUGUACAGAAGCACAAACUGUGUGACAUCUCUGUCUAAAGGAACUUGGAAGGAGUGCAUUUAUAUUCAUGUUCAGGAUCACAUGACUCUCAGUAAGUCUGACUGUAUUAACACCAAAUAACAGAUUUGAUAAAGACUGUUGAUGUGAAUUUAUUAGUAAAUGUAAAAUGUGUGUUUGUGAGUGAAGUCGUGUAUCCUGAAUGUUUUAGGAGUCAGAAGCCGUCUGGUCUGAACUUUAGGCCUGACGAGCUUUCUGUGAUGUUCGGCGGUUGUAGAAAUGUCUUUACUAGAGACCACUCGGUAUUUAGGUUAACGCCUCUCACUAACUGCUGGAAAAGUGCACGGUCAUAUUCAUGUUGGGUGAGUAGUCAAGGAGGUGUGUUCAAUCGGCAGAGGAAUAACCAGCUCCACCUAUGUUAACAAGAAGAUUAUUGCAAUAACAGUGUUAUUUUAUGUCCUUAAUGAAAAAAAAAACACUGUGCCAAUACAUCUCAAUCUUUUGUCCUUUAGUAGCAUAAUUAUUUACUGGGUUUUUCCUGGCUCAAAUUGAGGCAGAGGUGGUACCAUCCUGACCAUGCGCCAGCACAUGCAAUUUUUGAUCUUCUUUUUCUGCAGCGGUUCUAGUGCUUUUCGGUGCACCGCUGCUGAUACAGCGCCCCUACAGUGGCACAAAGCUGCAACUGCAGUUAAAUAACAUUCAUUUAGCUGGGGGCAGAGUGAAAUCAGGCUGGGGCGGCACAAAAUAAGCUGGAGGCGGCCGCCAUGCAAAUUUGAACGCAGGAAAACCCCUGUAUUUAGCUGUUUGCUGAGUAAGUAAAUAAACAGCUGCAGAUGUAUGCAGCUUUUGGUGAAGUAAAUGGAAAACUGAUUCGGUUAAACACAUCAGACACAUCAAAAAUAGCUGCUUGGUUAAAUACUGACGACUGGAAUUGCAUCUUGUAGGACUUGUGAUGGAGCAAAAAGUGAAAACAAAACAGGAUUGUUCCAAAUUGUUUUUGAGUUAAAUGAAGAAUUUUUUAAGUAUCCUUGAGUCCGUUUUCUUUUACAAUUUGCUCUUCAAUCCCUUUUAGGUGUAACAUUUUUUUUAUGUUGAAAUGGUUUGUUUUGAUUUAAGUUGGGUUUUGAAGAGUACUCAUUAACAGUCAAUAUCUUAUCUGCAGUGGAUAGCAAUCAGAACAACCUCAGUUUGGAGAAUUAGGCAGAAAUCCCUUAGCGGGGUGACAGCUAACGGCUAGCUGCACUGGAAUCAGUUCCAGAGCAAAUGUUUUGUCAGUUUGUGUACAGCUGAAUUAAAAGGGAGACAUUUUGACUUUUUUUCUUUAGUUAUAGUAGUUCAUGCAGUUCGUUGCAUAUAAUUCCUCUCACAUGAAGCUAUUAUAGCCAAUUUGUUCUUGAAAGUUUCAGUACCUUCCAGAAUGAGCCACUUCAGGGCUCUGUCCCUUUAAGAAAGCUGGAUCUGGCCAUGUCCACCUUCCGCCUCUUAGGCUGCUAUAAGCUGAGAAGCUCUGAUAAGUGGGAGGAGAAAAGAACAGCUGCUUGCAGUAGAAGCUCUAUCUUGCACGUAAGAGGUGGUUCCUUGCUGAUAUUAGAGAUGAGAACUUUAUGAAAUGGCUCAUUUUAGGCACAAAAUUCCUGAAAACUAUCACUGACAGGAAACAGAUGGAUGGGAUUUAUUCAUGUGGAAACCCACAUUGCAGCCCAAAAAGAUGCAAAAGGAAGGUUUUACAUUGUAUGUCUCCUUCAAAAAACAUGUAUUAUUGUUGUUAUGUUCAGAAGGUUUGGACCCAAGGAUUCAACCUACACACAACAGACGGAACAAGGAAUAAAAGAUCAUUAAUUCAGCAGGAAAACCUGGUUGGAUCAGCGUGACAUGGCUUGACUCAGCUUGACUUGACUCAACAAAUCAUACUAGACUUAAUGUGAAGGACUUGUCUAGACUGGACAUUACUUUGACUUGAGUUGACUGGAGCAUUCUUGUGAGUAUUCAUCUUCAAUGCACGACGUAGGUCUGGUCUUUCUUUGAAUGCUAAGACCUCCCUAUCUCCUGCCGCUUAGCAACCGUGACAUUGCUAAGCAGAAGUUAAAACUAAACUAAGCAGUAAUACAUGAAGAACUAUGAAACCCAUCAUGUGAGCUCAUUUGCGAGCAUAUUUCUUGCUAAUUUUGACGACAAAACAUUUAAAGAACAAAUGUGCAAAUGAAAAAAGCCGACACAAUUGCUUUCAGGUAUUACUUUUUCAUUUGGGUAAAUAAAGACAUAUUUAAGGACACAUUUUGCCUUGUAGCUUCAUUGUUACGUAAUCGGCCUUUAAGGCAUACUCAUAAAGGAAGCAGGUACUGGAUUUGGACACAGCUAGCCUGUGUGGUUGCAGGUUGAAGGUUUUAGCUGAUAGCCUAGCUUUAACAUAUAAGCAGCGGGGUUUAAAAUUGUUGCAUGUAGCGAUAUCAUUGCUAACCACGUAAAUAUCCAAGAUUAUUGAGAAAGUAGUUCACACUCAACUUUCCAAUUACUUGGGAGAUCAAAGCCUUGACCACAUUCAGUCUGGCUUUAGGCCUCACCACAGCACAGAAACUGCACACCUUUGUGUACUAAAUGAUAUCCUGGUGACAACUGAUACUGGUUCCCAUGUCCAACUGUUACUCCUGGACCUCUCUGCUGCCUUCGACACAGUGGACCAUGACAUCCUACUUAGGAGGCUGGAGUUGUGGGUGGGGGUGAAAGGGACCCCACUUCACUGGUUCAGGUCCUAUUUGUCUGAUAGGCAAUUUUGGUGUUCACAUUGAAAACUUUUCCUCUCCAUCUACCCCACUUUGCUGGGGUGUGCCUCAGGGUUCGAUUCUGGGGCCACUCCUGUUCUCGAUUUACUUAUUGCCAUUGGGGAUGAUUGUUGCAAAUUUUGGAAUAAGUUAUCACCUUUACACUGACGACUGUCGGAUUUAUUUGGCUUUAAGUAAACCUGACUCAACUCGCCUUCUCGUUGACUGUAUUACUGCAGUUAAAGGCUGGCUGUCAGAGAACUUCCUUUGCCUCAACGAAAACAAGACAGACGCCAUUCUUUUUAAUCCAGUCAAUCCGAAGCAUGCACCUGGUGACUUCCCUCUACCGUUUUUAAAUUGGAAAACGUGUGUAACCAGUCUGGGAGUGAAACUUGACUCUGAUCUGUCAAUGAGUUUACAAAUUAAUGCUACAGUCGGGUCUUGUUUUUUUCAGCUACGUUUAAAGUCAAUAGAUAAACGACCACAUCUGCAGUCUGCCGUUCACGCCUUUAUCACCUCACGUUUGGACUAUGCCAACUCAGUCCUUAUUGGUGUCAGUGUCUCAGACCUGGAUUUGUCUAAAUCUGAAUGUGGGCAUCAAAAGGGUAUCAUUGUUUAGAUAUGAUAAUAUUUGUUUCUUCAAUGAUGAAUUUCCAAAUUCAUUUGUUAGAAUGUUUAAUGGAACAAUUUUACACAUAAAAAUUGUGUUUGACAUUGUUCAGAAUAAACACUGUGUAUCAAAUAAGGUCAUAUGUUGAACUUUAUUCCAUUUAUGUCAACAGACAUGCAAAACAACAACAGUGAAUCACUUUACUCUUGAAUUUCAUAAAAUUCCAGGUAAAACAUCAACAACAGUUAAAUGAAGCGUAAAAUUCACUUUCUUUACAAAAAAAUAAAGUAACAAGUCAUCUUUCUAACUAGCCUGGCCUGCCAGACUCCUCCCCAGUUUAAUUCUGCACAGAGAAAGGGUUUGGGAACUCUCCUAUUCAAAUAACCCCACCCUGUGAGAAUUCUAACCGAGCCAAUCAGCGCUGAGCAGCCUACGUCACACACCAUAAUGCAGAGUUUGUCGAACAUGGCGACCAAAGCGGAGUUCGCUGUGGCUCUUUCCUCUGUUCUAAAUGACUUGGACACGUCUUUAAAACAACAAGUCGAAGCGCUAAAAGCAUUUACACAAGGGCUCACAGGAGAUACAAUUAUUUACACGUUUACGUUUUUAUCUAAUGUUUAAAUCUAUUUAUGGCAGUGCCUCCACUUAGCAGGAAUAUAAUAAAUUUUCUUAACCCGUUUAGCCCUGCUAAGAAAUUACUGAAACCCAAUAGGCAACUUGAGAAUAAAAUUUAUAUGAACAUUUUAAUUAACAUUUAACAAACAUGAGCAACUUACAGUUGAAUGAAAAAAGAUAAUCAAUAUAAACACGUUGCAGGCCUGAAUCGGUGCUUGGGUGCGUGGUGGCAAAAAACAAACAGCCCCUUCGCUCUUUGAGCACGUAAACAAAAUAAGCACGUGCAUGGUUAGGGUUUUGGUUUUUUGUACUCACAAAUCCUUGAGUUAUUUUGGUAAAGAGUAGAUGGUGGAUGUGCAGCUUUCUUUGUGAGGCAGCUGAACAAG